CUGCGCAGCUCCCUACGCGGUCGUAGCCGCCGCGGACGGUUGGGAGGGAGAGACUGUUGUCGGGAGCGCCACCCGCUGACGAAGCGGCCGUCCCUGCCCACCCGCCGCGACCGUCGGAGUCGGCGUUACUAGCGCCCCACAGGCAUUUAAAUCAAGCGAUAUUGAAAUGGAUUGGGUUAUGAAACAUAAUGGUCCAAAUGACGCUAGUGAUGGGACAGUGCGACUUCGAGGACUGCCAUUUGGUUGCAGCAAAGAGGAAAUAGUUCAGUUCUUUCAAGGGUUGGAAAUCGUGCCAAAUGGGAUAACAUUGACGAUGGACUACCAGGGGAGAAGCACAGGGGAGGCCUUCGUGCAGUUUGCUUCAAAGGAGAUAGCAGAAAAUGCUCUGGGGAAACACAAGGAAAGAAUAGGGCACAGGUACAUUGAGAUCUUCAGGAGUAGCAGGAGUGAAAUCAAAGGAUUUUAUGAUCCACCAAGAAGAUUGCUGGGACAGCGACCGGGACCAUAUGAUAGACCAAUAGGAGGAAGAGGGGGUUAUUAUGGAGCUGGGCGUGGAAGUAUGUAUGACAGAAUGCGACGAGGAGGUGAUGGAUAUGAUGGUGGCUAUGGAGGUUUUGAUGACUAUGGUGGCUAUAAUAAUUAUGGCUAUGGAAAUGAUGGCUUUGAUGACAGGAUGAGAGAUGGAAGAGGCAUGGGAGGACAUGGCUACGGUGGAGCUGGCGAUGCAAGUUCAGGUUUCCAUGGUGGUCAUUUUGUGCACAUGAGAGGGCUGCCUUUUCGUGCGACUGAAAAUGAUAUUGCUAAUUUCUUCUCACCACUCAAUCCAAUACGAGUUCAUAUCGACAUUGGAGCUGAUGGCAGAGCAACAGGAGAGGCAGAUGUAGAGUUUGUGACACAUGAAGAUGCCGUGGCUGCCAUGUCUAAAGAUAAAAACAACAUGCAACAUCGAUACAUUGAACUCUUCUUGAAUUCCACCCCUGGAGGUGGCUCUGGAAUGGGAGGCUAUGGCAGAGAUGGAAUGGAUAAUCAAGGAGGAUAUGGAUCUGUUGGGAGAAUGGGAAUGGGGAACAACUACAGUGGAGGAUAUGGCACUCCUGAUGGCUUGGGAGGUUAUGGUCGUGGUGGUGGAGGCGGUGGAGGUUACUAUGGGCAAGGUGGAAUGAGUGGAGGUGGAUGGCGUGGGAUGUACUGAAAACACCACCACCAACGUACAAGUCCUAACAACAACAUCUGUCUACUAGACUUUCUUACGGAUUUAAUUUCUUUUGUAUUUCAAGAACUUUAUAAUGACUGAAGGAAUGUGUUUUCAAGAUAUUAUUUGGUAAAGUAACAGAUUGUGAUGGGAAAAUCCGUUUUCUGUAGGUUUUAUUUGUUGCAUACUUUGACUUAAUAAAUUUUUAUAUUGAAACCA
Messenger RNA from Microtus oregoni (creeping vole), 1411 nucleotides. It is a transcript of the gene Hnrnph3, whose product is annotated as heterogeneous nuclear ribonucleoprotein H3. Gene Ontology annotation, biological process: regulation of RNA splicing. The transcript has 10 exons. Gene Ontology annotation, molecular function: RNA binding. Gene Ontology annotation, cellular component: nucleoplasm; ribonucleoprotein complex. Lineage: Eukaryota; Metazoa; Chordata; Mammalia; Rodentia; Cricetidae. The record is from RefSeq and is a predicted model, not a curated record. The coding region runs from base 167 to 1192 and encodes 341 amino acids.